Molecule: messenger RNA, 1934 nt
Organism: Dipodomys spectabilis (banner-tailed kangaroo rat)
Lineage: Eukaryota; Metazoa; Chordata; Mammalia; Rodentia; Heteromyidae
Gene: Bend4
Product: BEN domain containing 4
Exons: 5
Coding region: 1-1662 (553 amino acids)
Molecular function (GO): DNA binding
Source: RefSeq, a predicted model, not a curated record
AUGGAGGAGGAGAUGCAGCCGGCGGAGGAGGGGCCCAGCGUCCCCAAAAUCUACAAGCAGCGCAGCCCCUACAGCGUCCUGAAGACGUUCCCCAGCAAGCGCCCGGCGCUGGCCAAGCGCUACGACCGACCCACCCUGGUGGAGCUGCCGCCGGGGCGGCCGCCGCCCCCGCCGCCCUUCGCGCCCCACGCCGCCGUCUCCAUCAGCAGCAGCGAGCCGCCGCCGCUGCCGCCGCCGCCGCCGCUGCCGCCGCCGCCGCCGCCGCCGCCGCCGUUCCCGACGCAGACUUCCUACCCGCCCGCGGCCGGCCGGGCCGCCGCCGCCGCCGCCUCCUCGUCGUCGCCUUCCUGCGCGCCCGCCGCGUCCCAGGGCCACCUGAGGACUCCGGCGCCGCCGCCGCCGCUGCCGCCGGCCCCGGCCCCGGCCCCCGCCGCCUCCUCGUCGUCCUCCUUCGCCGCCGUCGUCAGGUACGGCCCCGGCCCACCGGGGGCCGCGGGCGGCAGCCUCGCGGCUAGCGACAGCGUCAGUCUGGAACUCAGCGCAGAGAGUCGUAUGAUCUUGGAUGCUUUUGCCCAGCAAUGCAGUCGUGUUCUUAGUCUCUUAAAUUGUGGAGGAAAACUUCUGGACUCCAACCAUUCUCAAUCUAUGAUUUCUUGCAUAAAGCAAGAAGGCUCUAGUUACAAUGACAGACAAGAACCAUGUCACAUUGGGAAAGGGGUCCACAGCCAGACCUCAGACAAUGUCGACAUAGAGAUGCAAUAUAUGCAAAGGAAACAACAAACUUCUGCCUUUUUGAGAGUUUUUACCGACUCCCUCCAAAAUUACCUACUCUCGGGGAGCUUCCCGACUCCAAACACAUCAUCGGUGAGUGAGUAUAGCCACCUGGCCGAUGUGGAUCCUCUUUCAACCUCCCCUGUGCAUACACUAGGUGGUUGGACUUCUCCAGCAACAUCUGAAUCUCAUGGUCACCCAUCCUCUUCUACCCUGCCCGAGGAGGAAGAAGAGGAGGAAGAGGAAGGCUACUGUCCUCGAUGCCAAGAGCUGGAGCAGGAGGUUAUUUCACUGCAGCAGGAAAAUGAAGAGCUCAGAAGGAAACUAGAGAGCAUCCCAGUGCCCUGUCAGACUGUUCUAGAUUAUCUGAAGACAGUACUACAGCACCACAACCAGCUCUUGAUGCCACAACCUGCAGACCAGCCAACCGAGGGAAGCAAGCAGCUGUUGAACAACUAUCCUGUCUACAUAACGAGCAAACAGUGGGAUGAGGCUGUAAAUUCUUCAAAGAAAGAUGGGAGACGGCUCCUGCGAUACCUCAUCAGAUUUGUUUUCACAACCGAUGAGCUUAAGUACUCAUGCGGCCUUGGGAAAAGGAAAAGGUCAGUGCAGUCAGGAGAGACAGGUCCUGAAAGACGCCCUCUGGAUCCAGUUAAAGUCACAUGCCUCCGAGAAUUCAUUAGGAUGCACUGUACCUCCAACCCUGAUUGGUGGAUGCCUUCAGAGGAGCAGAUAAACAAAGUGUUCAGCGAUGCCGUGGGUCAUGCCCGACAGGGACGGGCAGUGGGGACUUUCCUGCACAACGGUGGCUCAUUUUAUGAAGGGAUCGAUCAUCAGGCUUCACAGGAUGAAGUCUUCAAUAAAAGUUCGCAGGAUGGAUCUGGGGAUUAGUGGACAGAAUCUCCCACUGCAGCAGCUGGUCUUUUGAGAGCUCCAAUUGUGAAUUUCUACUUACUGUGACCUGAGAAUCCAAAGCAUGUUUUCCUAUAAUACUUUACAUGUUCUCAACCUUAAAACUUGACUUGUUGCCAUCAUUCCCAAAUAGAAAUCCAUUUUGGGUUAUUUGGGAAGUCUCCAGCACCCAUUACAGACUUUAGGACAAUUAGAAAAAGAAAAACCACAGUUGAUGUAAAGUUGAUUACUGGCUAGACAGUCAGCGUGGG